Callorhinus ursinus (northern fur seal) is the source of this 402-nucleotide messenger RNA. Lineage: Eukaryota; Metazoa; Chordata; Mammalia; Carnivora; Otariidae. The record is from RefSeq and is a predicted model, not a curated record.
AUGUCUCUGACAGAGGCUGAGAGGAUCAUCAUCCUGUGGAAUAAGGUCUACACACAGGAGGGCCCCAGGGGUGCUGAGGUCCUGGAGAUGUUCCCCCCAGCUAUGCCUGCUCCAGGCACUUUGACCUGCAGCCAGCUGUGCACAUCUAUGCACAGAGGAUUCCAGGCUGGGGGUCGCCAGGGGCAACAGGGACACCAGCAGGCCAACAUAGCGUGUGUCCUAUUUGAGCUGAGAGAGAUACAUGCCCAUAUCCUGCAGGUGGACCCAAUCAACAUUGAGCGCCUGUCGCACUGUCUGCUAGUCAUGGUCACCUUGUACUUCCCUGAGAUUUUGCGGGCAACUGCCCAUACUGCCUGGGACAACUUUCUGUCCAUCAUGUCCUGUGUUCUGACUGAGAAGUAG